Messenger RNA from Eucalyptus grandis, 509 nucleotides. RefSeq lists its product as uncharacterized. The transcript is spliced from 3 exons. The coding region runs from base 18 to 326 and encodes 102 amino acids. NCBI's taxonomy places the organism in Eukaryota, Viridiplantae, Streptophyta, Magnoliopsida, Myrtales, Myrtaceae. The record is from RefSeq and is a predicted model, not a curated record.
GGGUGCAAAGCUUGAAGAUGUUAAAGAUGAGGGCUGCCCUUGAGGAAAAAUCGAGGCACAAGAAUGUUUUAAGUUCAAAUGUUUCAAAAGAGGAGAAAAACCAAAAACAUUCGAAACCAGUGAAGGGGCAGCUAGAGACCUAUGCAGAUUUCGAUGAUCAUGCUACUGAAGAUGUAGCAUCUCGUCAUGGGUUGAUGAAUGGGCAUGCAGGAUCAUUGGAAUUAACUAAACUGUCCAAUCUUCUGCGGGUUGAAAACAAGAGACAGAAGAAGGUCAUGUCGGGUGAUGAUGAUUUGCCAAGGAGGGAUGAUAUUGGAGAAACAUGAGCUUCAAGUAUUGGCUGGAGCUGGAGUUAAGUCAGAGGAGGAUCUCGGUGACGAAGAUGGGAAUCUUGAGGCUAAUGGAGGUGCUGACCCUGAGGAAAGUGAAUCUGAAGAGUCAGCCGAUGAGUUUUAUAAGCAAGUGAAGCAGCAACAAGCUGCAAAACUUGCCGCCAAGGCAGAGAUGUA